GCAAGACCCAUCAUGUCUGCUCGUGCUAUAGACAGUUAGCCUGUUAGCAAUCACAACAACACAAGAUCACGGACAGCUAGCGUCACAAUUUAACCAAACACAAAGGGGGCAAACUGCUUCCAUCUGGCGUGUACUGCUGCAGAUGGACGUCAGGACUGAACAUUGACAAGUGGAAGUGACGGAAUCCUUCUCCUCACCCUCUUGCCCCCGACACCUUCUGUCACGCUGGCAAUGUCAAGAGUCCCGAGUCCCCCUCCCCCUGCGGAAAUGUCCAGCGGGCCCGUGGCCGAGAGCUGGUGUUACACACAGAUCAAAGUGGUGAAGUUCUCUUACAUGUGGACCAUCAACAACUUCAGCUUCUGUCGUGAGGAGAUGGGCGAGGUCAUCAAGAGCUCCACCUUCUCUUCGGGGGCCAAUGACAAGCUGAAAUGGUGUUUGCGAGUGAAUCCUAAGGGCCUGGAUGAGGAGAGCAAAGACUACCUGUCUCUCUACCUGCUGCUGGUCAGCUGUCCGAAGGCCGAGGUGCGCGCCAAGUUCAAAUUCUCCAUCCUCAACGCCAAGGGAGAGGAGACCAAAGCCAUGGAAAGCCAGAGAGCAUAUCGCUUUGUCCAAGGGAAGGACUGGGGCUUCAAGAAGUUCAUCCGGAGAGACUUCCUCCUAGAUGAGGCCAACGGUCUUCUACCUGACGACAAGCUCACGCUCUUCUGUGAGGUGAGUGUGGUGCAGGACUCAGUCAACAUAUCUGGGCAGAACACCAUGAACAUGGUGAAGGUACCUGACUGCCGGCUUGCAGAUGAGCUGGGGGGCCUGUGGGAGAACUCCCGCUUCACAGACUGCUCCCUGUGUGUGGCGGGACAGGAGUUUCAGGCCCACAAAGCCAUCCUGGCAGCACGUUCCCCUGUAUUCAGCGCCAUGUUUGAGCACGAGAUGGAGGAGAGUAAAAAGAACCGAGUGGAGAUCAACGACGUGGAGCCGGAGGUCUUCAAAGAGAUGAUGUGCUUCAUUUACACAGACAAGGCUCCCAACCUGGACAAGAUGGCCGACGACCUGCUGGCAGCAGCUGACAAAUAUGCUCUGGAGAGACUGAAGGUUAUGUGUGAGGACGCGUUGUGUACAAGUCUGUCCGUGGAAAACGCUGCAGAGAUCCUCAUCCUGGCUGACCUGCACAGCGCCGAUCAGCUCAAAACACAGGCCGUCGACUUCAUCAACUAUCAUGCUGCAGAGGUGAUGGAGACAGCAGGUUGGAAGUCCAUGGUGGCAUCUCAUCCACACCUGGUGGCCGAAGCUUACCGCUCCCUGGCUUCAGCCCAGUGCCCUUUCCUGGGACCCCCACGCAAGCGCCUCAAACAAUCCUAACAGCAAGACGUCUACACCGAUACAUAUACACACAUGCAUAUACAUAGAAAGACACACAGAUCCCUCCCCUCAGACAGGGGCAACCUUUCCCCUUGCUGUUACCUACUACAGACAGCCUCCCCCGAAUCUCCCCCUUCUGCCCCGUACAAACCUGCUGUAUUUAGUCUCUUCUAAAGAUGGAGGGAAGAAGAAAGCGGAAGAGGCGGUGGAAGAGAGGGGCAGGUGGGCUUGUGAAGUGGAUGUUUGUUGUUUACUAAAAUAACACCUAUCUCCCCCCCCCCCUUACUCUUCGGCGCUGGCUUAGUGAGGUGCCUGACAUUGUGCUCUUUUCCGUGUGUGAAGGCUAAAUCCCUUGACAUCCUGUUAGUUCCUAAUUUGGAAUCCAUUCGGGGGGGACUGGAACCAGCAAUCCAGAAAGAACCAACUGUCUGGAAAUCUGGAGGUUUGAAGGACAAAGUGCAGAUAAAUUAAGUCUUUAACUGUCUAUUUCAUCAAAAGGCUUCUUUUUGCUCUGUUCUUAGUGCUUGGAGUAGAGCAGUAGGACACGUCCCCAAUCUAAUGGACACAUGCGAGUGACUAAAGAAGAAGUGGGCCUGUUAGUCACAAACUAGAAGCCCCUCCCCCCCUCGAGAAA
Messenger RNA from Anarrhichthys ocellatus (wolf-eel), 1990 nucleotides. Its product is annotated as speckle-type POZ protein. Gene Ontology annotation, molecular function: protein binding. The transcript is spliced from 10 exons. The record is from RefSeq and is a predicted model, not a curated record. The coding region runs from base 232 to 1356 and encodes 374 amino acids. NCBI's taxonomy places the organism in Eukaryota, Metazoa, Chordata, Actinopteri, Perciformes, Anarhichadidae.